Messenger RNA from Podarcis muralis (Common wall lizard), 2373 nucleotides. RefSeq names its product branched chain keto acid dehydrogenase E1 subunit alpha (gene BCKDHA). Gene Ontology annotation, molecular function: oxidoreductase activity, acting on the aldehyde or oxo group of donors, disulfide as acceptor. NCBI's taxonomy places the organism in Eukaryota, Metazoa, Chordata, Lepidosauria, Squamata, Lacertidae. Gene Ontology annotation, cellular component: oxoglutarate dehydrogenase complex. Gene Ontology annotation, biological process: branched-chain amino acid catabolic process. The record is from RefSeq and is a predicted model, not a curated record.
CGAGGCCUAGUGCCCGGCGCCCGCCUCGCGCUCCCCAGCCGCCCAAAAUGGCGGCGUCGGCGAGGCUCCCUUGCGCGGGGCUGCGCUCCCUGAGGCGCCUGCUGCUGGGACGCCCCUCGCACCCCGGGCGGCUGCCGGCGAGGGGGCUCCGCGCAGGAGUAUGCCUUCAACAGCAGGAAGAGUUUACCUCUUUGGAGGAGAAGCCGCAAUUCCCCGGUGCCUCGGCCGAGUUCGUAGACAAGCUAGAAUUCAUCCAGCCUAAUGUCAUUUCAGGGAUUCCCAUCUACCGAGUUAUGGACCGACAGGGGCAGAUCACCAACCCCAGCGAGGACCCUCAGCUUCCCCAAGAGCAGGUGCUGAAAUUCUACAAGAGCAUGACGCUUCUCAACACCAUGGAUCGGAUUCUGUACGAGUCCCAGAGGCAGGGUCGGAUCUCCUUCUACAUGACCAACUACGGGGAGGAAGGCACCCACGUGGGCAGCGCAGCGGCUCUUAGUGACACCGAUCUGGUCUUUGGACAGUACCGUGAAGCAGGUGUACUGAUGCACAGAGGGUACCCUCUGGACCUGUUCAUGGCACAGUGCUAUGGCAAUGCCAGCGACACUGGGAAAGGCCGUCAAAUGCCCGUGCACUACGGCUGCAAAGAUUUGCACUUUGUCACCAUAUCAUCCCCACUAGCUACGCAGAUCCCACAAGCUGUUGGCUCCGCCUACGCCAUCAAGAGGGAGAACACCGACCGGAUUGUCAUCUGCUACUUUGGGGAGGGCGCGGCCAGUGAGGGUGAUGCCCACGCAGGCUUCAACUUUGCCGCCACCCUUGAGUGCCCCAUCAUUUUCUUCUGCCGCAACAACGGUUAUGCCAUCUCCACCCCGACGUCUGAGCAGUACCGGGGCGACGGAAUAGCUGCACGUGGUCCCGGCUACGGCAUCCAGUCUAUCCGGGUGGAUGGCAACGACGUCUUUGCCGUGUACAAUGCCACCAGGGAGGCCCGUCGCCGGGCUGUUGCUGAGAACCAACCCUUCCUGAUUGAAGCCAUGACCUACAGGAUUGGACAUCACAGCACAAGUGACGACAGCUCCGCCUACCGCUCGGUGGAUGAAGUCAACUAUUGGGACAAGCAAGACCACCCUAUCUCUCGUCUCCGUCACUACAUGGUGGGCAGAGGCUGGUGGGAUGAGGACCAGGAGAAGACGUGGCGGAAGAAAUCCCGCAAAAGGGUGAUGGAGGCCUUUGAGGAGGCGGAGCGCAAGUUGAAGCCCAGCCCUCAGUUCCUCUUCUCCGAUGUCUACUGCGAGAUGCCCUGGCACAUCCAGAAGCAGCAGGAAUCCCUGGAACGCCACCUCAAGCAGUACGGCGAGCACUACCCGCUGGGCCAGUACGAGAAGUGACCCGCCUUCCCCUCGCCUCUCUGCCCUCCAGCACCUGGGAUGUGCAGGAGAUCUGGCUCAUACCAGCGUGCAGAGAGAAAGAGAGGGAGGUUUUGUGUUCUGGGCAGCCCCUUCCUUGUCACAGUGGCAAUCAUUGAAAGGGAAGGAUCAGUUGCUAAGAGACUCCGCACCGGGGGAUCCCUUUUGGAUACUUUGGGGCUGAGGGGCUGGCACCUGUAAGCUGUGUCACUGGGCCCCACACAGGGGCUUCAAGCUAGCUUGUGGUAGCAGCCCAGACUGUUACUUUGCCCCCGUUUUUAGAAUCUGCUAGUUGCACAGAGCCUGUUCAAAGCACACGAAACAUCCACGGCUCUCCUGCUGUGGAUGUGAAUUGCCUUAGAUCUGCUGCUUCCCCGACUCUUGGUACCUUUUCCCUCCACGAUUCUGUCAUUCAGCCAGAAAUUGGGCAUAAGCCAGCCGGCAGCACCUUGGUUGCCCCUGUGGGGGGCAAGCAUUUUUGCCAAACGGAUCCCUAAUGCCAUCGUAAAUGUCUCUGGAACUGAAGACCACUUUGGUGGAAUCUGCCGCUAGAAGUCAAGAUGCGCUGUCUAGAGUGGGAGGCCGCAGCUGGUGUCCUGUCUGGGAAGUAAAUCCAGGCCCUCUUUGGAUAGUGUCUUUUGGGUGAUAAAUGGCCUUUUUAAGGGAUGUGAACCUCAAGCUGUCAUUUUAAUUUGGGGGGGGGGGGGUUUAGCAGCCAGGGAGAUGAAUGCUGAAAGAAGAAGUUACGGUUGUCUUGCCUGGCCUUCUUUUCCUGAGCCCUUUCCCCGAUCUAAACUGGCACCUGGAGGGGGGAGCUCUCUUGGUCUGUUACGCUUGAAUCAGAAAUUCUUACCACUGAAAAGCAAUGGUUCUAUUUGGGCUGCUGGGAGUAACAAGUGUCUAGGCAAAUGUAUGUAUGAACAAAGGGGCACAUUGGGGAAUUAAUAAAACUUUCGUGGGCAUUUGC